CACGUGUCCUGUACCCGCCCUGCGGUGCCCGCGACGUGGCGGCGCGGCACGGGCCAGCCAGACGCCGCGCGCGGCCCCCGGGGAUAGGAAGGACUAGUACUAGUACUACACUCCAUAUAUCCGGUCUGGUCUGGCGAGCGCGACCAGGCCUCCUCCCCGCCGCCGCACACGACCGUACCGUACCGUACCCACCCCUCUUCUGAUGCUACUAGUAUGUAGUAGGAUUAGGAUCUCGUCGAACCUCAUGUCCGGCGGCAGCGGCGACGACGGGCAGCAGAGGCAAUGCCGGCGGGGCGUCGCGGUCGCGGCCGACGUCGAGCUCGGCGCGGCGCUGGCGCUGGCCGACAUGGCUGCAGGCAGUGGCGCGAGCGCCGUGGUGGCGGCGCAGAACCACGCGGCCGAGGAGAUGACCGACGACGAGGAGACGGCGGCGAGCACGAGGCUGAGCCUCCGGCUCGGCCGCGUCGGGGUGGGGGUGGUGCAGUCGCCGUCCUGCUCCAGCAGCUCCGGCGCUGCUGCUGCCCAUCCCCGGCACAUCAUGCUCACCGAGGCCGAGAAGGAGGCGAAGCGGCUGCGGCGGGUGCUCGCCAACCGGGAGUCGGCGCGGCAGACCAUCCUCCGGCGUCAGGCGGUUCGAGAUGAACUGGCGAGGAAAGUCGCAGACCUGUCGUCACAGAACGCGACCAUGAAAAAGGAGAAGGACGUGGUGAUGAAGGAGUAUCUCUCGCUGAAAGAGACGAACGAGCAACUGAAAGCGGCGGAGCAGGCACACCACCACCACCACCUCCGGCUCUCGUCGUUAUUCUAAAUCCGUAGAAUGGGCACGUACAUUUCCUUUUUGUAUAAAGUAUAGUAGCAUCGUUGUAUGUUAGGCCGAAUAACAAACAAACAAACAAACAGGAGGCCUACACCUAGCAUGUUCCAAAGGAAAUGCAUCACUCUCUCUAUCUACUAUGCAUCUUCCA
Messenger RNA from Zea mays, 965 nucleotides. RefSeq names its product light-inducible protein CPRF2. The record is from RefSeq and is a predicted model, not a curated record. The transcript has 4 exons. Gene Ontology annotation, molecular function: sequence-specific DNA binding; DNA-binding transcription factor activity. Lineage: Eukaryota; Viridiplantae; Streptophyta; Magnoliopsida; Poales; Poaceae. Gene Ontology annotation, biological process: regulation of DNA-templated transcription. Gene Ontology annotation, cellular component: nucleus. The coding region runs from base 203 to 808 and encodes 201 amino acids.